AUGGCACUGAGCUUGGGCCGGCUGGCCAAUCUACUCGACACAGAAGGAUCUCAGCCGUCGUGGCUCUCCGAGAAGUUUAGCUUGAUUGUCCAGGCUGCAAGGCGAUUGCUCGACCUCGACAUUCAGGAAUCAACGCCUUGUCGAAUCUUUUGGAUUCCAGGCCGCAUAGAGGUAGUUGGAAAGCACACCGACUAUGCUGGUGGGCGGUCUCUGCUUUGCGCUAUCAAUCGUGGUUUCUGUGUAUUGGCGACCGACCGUCAAGAUGCCCUGCUUCGAGCCGUCAGUCUCCAGUUCAAGGCCGGCGACAAGGAUGGCAUCGUUGAGGUGCCCUUGACAACGAGCCUCGAGGUACGACAGAACCACUGGUCCCUUUACAUCACGACUGCUGCACGGCGGCUCUCGCAGAAUUUCGGUCAGAAGCAGCAACUUCUGGGUUGUGAUGUUGCCAUCGCCUGCGACUUGCCUCCUGCUUCAGGCAUGAGCACCUCCUCGGCGUUGAUUUGUGCAAUGUUCAUGGUGCUGGAUGCCCGGAACCUGCUACGCCAGCGGCCAGAGUUCCAGGCGUCGCUGCCAACAGACGAGGUGUUCUAUGAAUAUCUCGGCUGCAUCGAGAACGGUCAAUCCUGCGGCGACCUGACGGGAGACCGAGGCGUUGGAACCUUCGGCGGCAGCGAGGACCAUACGGCAAUCAUGGCCUCGCAGAGGGGCACCCUCAAGGUCUUUUCAUACAAGCCCACAAGGCUGGAGCGUUCGAUCAAGAUGCCUCCACAUCUUCUUUUUGCAGUCGCAUCCAGUGGACUUCUGGCAGAAAAGACUGGGGACAAGAUGGAAAGCUACAACGAUGCAGCGACACUGGCCCUGAACGCCGGCAGAAUUGUCGCCAAAGAUCAAGGCUGGGGCGAGGACGUAGAUCUUGCAACCUGCAUUCAGCGCUGUGGCGGUGGUCUCGAUGCGUGUGAUCGCAUAGCAAAGAUUCUGCGUGCACAGCCUGCAGGGGAGGCAUUGGAAGCUCGUUUCAAGCAAUUCUUCACAGAGAAUGAGGAGUGCGUGCCUGGGGUUGCGGAGGCGUUCUCAGUAGCAGACGAGGCGAGUUUGGGAGCUAUAGUCGACAGAUCACAAAGCGCAGGAGAUGCUGGCUUGCAGAACCUCGUAGCCGAAACACGAUGGCUGCCAGCGGAGGCACGGCGGCUGGGAGCAAUCGCGGCCUCAGCCUUCGGCGCCGGGUUCGGUGGAAGCGUGUGGGCUUUGGUGCACGCGACAGAAUCAAGCGAUUUCAUCUGCAAGUGGAAGGAGGCAUACUUGAAGGAGUUCCCCAGCAGAGCUUCGACAUGCGAGUUCUUUACAACAGCACCCGCGCCGGGAGCUUGCGAGAUUACUGCAGAUCUGAACCAUAUGGCCACCCGGAAGCGAAAGCCAAGAGAGGCCGCAGAGCAAAGUUCUCAGGCGGCGUGA
Symbiodinium necroappetens is the source of this 1452-nucleotide messenger RNA. The record is from the annotation of a GenBank genome assembly. NCBI's taxonomy places the organism in Eukaryota, Dinophyceae, Suessiales, Symbiodiniaceae.